AUGCCGUCUGUCGCAAUUGCUUCCGAAGUUGAUUAUAAGAAAAGAAUAAGUCAAAAUAUUAAUAGAUUGGCGAAUGAAGAUCCACUGAACGUAGCUCAAUGUUUUCAACAUUUCAAUGAACCGUACAUGGCAUAUUUUUUUGAAAUCUAUAAAGAAUAUUCCUGUGAACCAUCAACAUUCCUUCAUUGUGUAUUAACGACGAUUGGUGCGUUAUCCAAAGGUAUUCGAUUAUCUAGUAUAAUAUCACAUGACGAUAUGUCGAUCAAUCUGAUGACACAUGUUAUUGGUGAGCCAGGAUCUCAAAAAAGUAAUUUAAUCAGAGUCGUUCGCCAUGCACUGCAUAUUUUAGAAACAUUGUUUCCGUCGACCUUUCUUAAGAAAAAACCUGCUAAAACUACCAAAAAGAAUGUUAACAAUCGUAAUUAUCAUUUACUUGUGCAAAAUGACACCGAAUUAGGCCUUACAAAAACGUUAGCUGCCAGAGGAAACGUCUAUGUGAUCAGUGAUGAGAUUGACAUGUUCAACAACAGGUUUGGUGUGUACGGGGUCAGUGAUGAAAAGUCUAUUGCUGGAUCGAAGUUACUAUGCCAAGGUUUCGAUGGAAUCGUUGAAGAAGCUCGCGCAACUGGUUCUUCUAUCUUCAAUAUCAAAACGGGUACAAUCAGUCUGUUGGGAACCAGUACUGGCGAUAAAGUUUGGACAAACACAUACAAAUUUGCUGAAAAUAUAGUUUCCGAUGGUGUAGUUGUACGUUUCACUUAUCAUAUUUUACCGAUUCUUCCGAUGGCCGAACCACCGGUGGAUUAUUUCGUCUUUUUCCCAAAUCUCAUCCAUGUUUUAAUCAUCAUUAUUCUGGUAUCGAAAAGGAAGGCUCACAUGGUGUUUCGCCAGUUGAGUCACGAUGUAGACAACCAAUCAAAAAGAAUUGUACCACCAUUUAUGGUGGAAGAACAUACGCGUCAUGGUAUCGAUAUACCUAUGAUUGAAAAGCUUUCAAACAAGCGGCCGGUUAGUAUUGGAAAUGCUAAACCAGCUGAUAAAGAAGAAGAUGGAAAAUACGUUAGCGCAUACACAGCUGCUCGUCAAAUUAUUCAUCAGUAUCUUAAUCAAACGAAAGAGAACUCGUUAAAAUCUCAUAACAAUUCAUUUUUACGAAGUUUAUUUAGUAAAACGGGUAUCAAACUUCCUCGUUAUUGUGCAGCAUUACAAUUACUUUAUUUUUCGAUUAAAUGUUGCCGACAAUUGACAAAACAUCUUCGAUUUGACAACGGACUUCAUAUUAAUAAAAAUAUUGAUUUGAAUCAGUUGAAUGAGUUUGUCGCUGCAGCGGAUCGUCUCAUAGACAAGAAAUUUGAACAGAAACAGGCAAAGGGAACAUAUGAGAAUCGUGUGAUUUUACCAAUCAAAAAACCAUCUGUUAUAGCUGGAAAACUUCUCUAUGAAUAUUCGUUAAAAACUGCAUUGAAUUUAUUUAAUUCGAACGAUACGGAACGAUUUACUCAAGAGCAACAAGUUUCGUCGAACGCUUUAUCUUCAAUCGAUUUGUGUAAACCAAAUGAAUCUGAUUUGCAUAUCGUUUCAAAUGUGUCUUUGACCGAGAAGCAAAUUUUAUUGACAAUGUCCACGCCAUUUAUUUCAAAAUCGUGGUUUACCAACCAUGUUGUUGGAGUACCUUAUUCCGGUUUAUUCAAGAAUAAUACCGCACUUGUCAACGAAGUCGUUGAAAAACUUUUGACUCUGCGUUUAUUAGUAUCUGGUUAUUUUAUCGUCAAUUGUAAAAAGGAAUCAUACGCAAAAGUCUCACCAUGUGCCAUUCGUGCAGACUCAACUCUUCUUCUUGCAAUAAAAUCAAUGAAUAUCGAUAUUGAAGAAUAUGAAAAGAAUUUCCACGAAUUUGUUCUUCCAUCUAAAAUAUGUUUGAAUCAGAAUGCAAUUGACUUUAUUAUGAAAGAUAUCGAUUAUGUUCCAUUUUUUCAUUUAUUUAUUAAUCAAACGGAUUUUCUAAAACAAUUACAAUCAAAGAUUGCGGACGGAGUAGUUCAAGAAGUGAACAUCGACAAUAAGAAACGUUUCACUGUUGCUGCUAAAAUUGACAGCACAGCAUCAUCUCAAUUCAUUCCAGAUAAUGAUUUGAACAGUGAUUUGUCUCAUCAAACCGAAAGUUCUCAUCAUUCUCUCAAUAGUCAAAUCAAUUUUGUCGAUAAAGUUCAUGAAGUUGAUCAAUCACCUAAUCAUUCCUCAACCGAUACCAAUAAUGAUGAACCAACGGAGACAAACAAACGUUCAUCAGAAGAUGCUGAUGAACAGAGCUCUUCUUUGAAAAAGUCACGAAAUGAAGAAGUAGACUCACCAAUCGAUGAACAUUCUACCGCGUUGCGUAGCCUACAACUUGAUAAUAAUCAAAUGGGGUUACAUUCGGAUGAAGAUCAUCUUGCUGAUGCGUCCAAAGACAUGCAAUGCCGUACGAAACGAAAGAAGACAACCGAUAAGAAGCGCCAUGCUGAUAAAAUCAGUAAUGAAGUAGGAAGAUUGAUCGAAAAUCUUCCUCCUUCACGCAAACGCACAUGUAAAAUUCCGUCGUAUUCAUAA
Molecule: messenger RNA, 2589 nt
Organism: Adineta ricciae
Lineage: Eukaryota; Metazoa; Rotifera; Eurotatoria; Adinetida; Adinetidae
Source: the annotation of a GenBank genome assembly